Molecule: messenger RNA, 2260 nt
Organism: Sus scrofa (pig)
Lineage: Eukaryota; Metazoa; Chordata; Mammalia; Artiodactyla; Suidae
Gene: CLEC17A
Product: C-type lectin domain containing 17A
Source: RefSeq, a predicted model, not a curated record
AAAGCACCAGACACCUGAGUAGGGGCCCAAGGAGCAGAAGCUAUCAAGCUCUGCCUGCUGUUUCUUGGGCUCCUGUCUUAGCUGUAGCCAUGUGCACCCUGUAUACUAACUCUGGGUGCAGGGACCUACCAGGGUACAGAGAAGAAGAGGAUGAUGAUGAUGAUUAUGAGAACACGGCACCACCCUACAAGGACCUUCCUCCCAAGCCAGUUUCAAUGGGUCCACCAAGGCCUCCAAGGGCAGAAAAUAAAAUGGAGAACACUCCAUUUCCCUGCAAGCUCCCAAAAAACACAGGCCUGAAUGUCACCCCUGUAACCUGUGUAUCUCCUCCACUGGGCAUUGAUCUGAACCAUCCUCCAUCCCAAACGUCUAGAGCAACGACUCCAGUGCCCUAUCUCAGAGAGAAGUCUGGAGGUCCUAUGUGCUACCAGGAGGGGAGACUGAUGGUAUACCUGUGUCUGCUGGUGGUGGUGUCACUGCUCUUAGGUUGCACUGGUCUGGCUGUGACUUUGAUUAAGUACCAGAAGAUGGUGGAAGAACUGAGGAUGUUAACCUCUCAGCAGAUGGCAUGGAGAGCAAAUGUGACUGCCAUGGCUGGGCUAGCUGUCCUGAAGAAGGACAUUGACCGUGUAAGAGCUGAUACAAACCAGUCCCUGCUGGAGCUUCGGGGCUUAUUAGACUGCACCAGGGUCACCUGCCCUGAGGGCUGGCUCCCUUUUCAGGGUAAGUGUUACUACUUCUCUCCAAACACCAAGUCAUGGGAUGAAGCCCGGCAGUUCUGCCAGGAGAAUUACUCUCACUUGGUCAUCAUCAGUAACUUUGCUGAGCAGAACUUUGUGGCCAAGGCUCAUGGCUCUCCUCGGGUCUACUGGCUGGGGCUGACUGACAAAAACCUCGAAGGAACCUGGAGGUGGCUGGAUGGGUCGCCUGUCACCUUGAGCUUCUGGGACCCAGAGGAACCCAACAACCUUCAUGAGGAGGACUGUGGCAGCAUGAACAGAGGUGGGACUUGGAAUGACCUCUCUUGCGACAAAACUACAUAUUGGAUUUGUGAACGGAAGUGUUCCUGUUGAACCUCAGAGCUGAGCUUGGGUGGAGGUCCAUACCUGGUGCCCCUCAGCUCUUUGACAUGAGAACCUCCUGACCUUCUGAGAACUGACAUGGACUACCCAAGAUGGAACCAGCGGCCUGGAUGUAGCAAGUUCCUAGGGAGCAAGUCAGAUCGUUUCUAGGUCAAGGACUUGGGGGCUUGUUCCGUUGCGUGGUGUCUUAGUCUGUUCGGGAUGCUGUAACAGAAUACCAUAGACUGGAUGGCUUAUAAAGAACAGGAACUUAUUUCUUAAAGUUGGGUAAGCCCAAGAUCAAGGCUCAGGGAGAUUCAGUGUUUAGUGAUGAUCCACUUCUUGGUUCACAGAUGCUGUCUUCUCCCUGUGUUCUCAUAUGCUGGAAGGGGCUGGGGCUCUCUGGGGUCCCUUUUAUAAAGACACUAAUCUCAUUCAUGAAGGCUCCACCCCUGUGACCUAAUAACCCCCAAAGACCCCACAUCCUCAUAACAUCACACUAGGGGUUGAGAUUUAACAUACGAAUUUUUGGGUGGGCGACAACACAAUUCAGUCCAUAGCAGAUGGUGAGCUAGAAGGAUACCAGGUUUUAGUGAUGGUUUCCCAUUUUGGGGCCUAGAGGAAAAGGCCCUGAUUAAGAUUCUUAUGAAAUGAUACUGGUCCUGGGAGCUCCAGGUCUAAUACUGAUUGAGAUGGAGCUGAAAAUACUCUGGCUUCUCUGGACUACCAUGAAUUGGGGCUGGGAUUCCUUAUGGCCUGAAUGAUGUGGACUAGCUUCUUGGAAGCAGGUGGGGCAAACUUUUUCUUGACAUGCACUUCCUCAGUGUCCCAGAUUUGGUUUGCCCAAGCUAGGCUGUAGAAUCAAUUUCUGCAAAUACUUGACCCUUGGAACUUCCAGGCAGCCUGACCAGGUGAAAGGCAAAACUCCCCAUGCAUUGUGCCCAGGCUAGGCCACGACUUGGUUAGAUCCUCAGGACAGCAAUGGAGAUAUCUACCAACAUGUGCCUUUAGGCUGUCUGUUGGUCUGUAAAACUCUUUAAUGAAGUAAUUCACUUUUCCUAGGAGUGGAUCUUCUUGGCCUAUUAGCUCUUGCAAUGUUAGACUAUCUCAAAAUGCCAGUUCAUUUUGUGGUCCUUGCCCACUGUGUUCGUUUGCCGGGGCUGCCAUUAAUAAAGUUCCACAGGCUGGCUUAAACAACA